AUGGUCCAAUUAUCUCCCGACCUCGGGUUGAAGGUCUCUGUGGGAGUAUUCCUUAUAAGCUCCCUAUUCCUUACUACCUCAUACAACACCACGUUCGCUUUUGAUCGCCCUGUUAGUACAUCAGUUCUGGUCUGUUUCCUUACCGGGCUGGUCCUCUUGCUAUGGGGUCGCUUUGUUCCAUCGGUGUCGCAACCAUCGUCGCCGACAUUCAAACGACCGGGUGCCCCCCUCGCGGAGCAGUAUGAGCUUCCCUCACGCGCCUCGACCUCGUCGUUCACAUUUGGCGAAACUGAAAAUCGUCCUUCGUUGCGGAACCGAUCGUGGUGGAUAAAACUAAGCCUAUUGGUUGGGCUGGGUGGCUUGCGAGUCGAGUCUUUCCGUCAAGUUACUCGACACAGCGAGUGUGUGCCCUCUGGAUAUGCUUAUGCCAUUCCGUUCGUUAUUUCGCUCUACGACUACUGGCGUAACCAGCGAUCGCGACAAGUGGAGACGUAUGUUCCUGCGCAGCGGUUUCUCAAGCUGCCGCUGCAGGUGACCUACUCGGUUUGCCGCCGGAGCUUCCAUUAUCUUACACAGAGCCGCUUUAGAGGCGUCAUUGCAGCUGCCUUCCUAUCGAUUAGUGGGCUCCUAGCUUCGUCAUUCUCAGCCGGAAAUCGCUCGACCUAUAUCUGUCCUGUGGUGUUACAUGGCGCAUCGCAAAUGCGAUUUUUUAGGAUCUUCAAUGUGUUUUCAGACUCUGCAUUACUGAUUGGGAUAACUGAGUUAUGCCGAAUUGGCAGUCAAUUCGACGAGGCGCGGAGAAAGCGCACUCUGAUGUUCCUUGGAGCUGGUCUCCUUGGUCUUUCUGUGUUCUGGUGUAUCUUAGGACUCAAGGUAUCAGAUAGCUCACCCGAGCUCGCUGGGCAACCCACUUUGGAUCUCGAAUACUCGCGUGGUGCUUUCAGUCAAGCUGUGCUAUUGCUGCUCCUGAUCUUAUCAGCUUGGCAUAUGUUACCACAUUUUGACAUUGUUGGUGUGGCAAUCAUUGGUGGUUUUAUAGUUAUAUACUUCUCUUCUGUGUCGGCCCUUGUGGGUGGACAAUCGUCCUACCCAUUCAUCUCCCUAACACACUCGAUUCUCCCGAUGGUAGCAUCUCUAACGGGCGCCAUCCUCUUCCUCCUCGCGCGAGUGGUCCACGACGAAGAAUACAAACCCCUUUAUCGCACCAACAUUGCUGUACAGGUACUUUUCGUCAUUCUCUGUGGAAUCAGUCUGGGUUUCGCAGUGAACAAGCAUCGCGUUUCUCCCAUCCACCCAAUUGAUUUCCUCCUACACGACGGCAGAAUUCAGCAUGACAAUUAUAUGGCCCAGGCUUCUGUGAGCAAGACCCUCCAAGAUGCUGUUGGGGAAUACCGGAGUCGAUAUAACCAGCAUCCGCCACCUGGUUUCGACAAAUGGUAUCAAUACGCCACUAAAAAGUCGUCAGUAAUCAUCGACGAUUUCGAUCAAAUUUAUCACAACCUACUUCCUUUCCGAGCCCUGGCUCCCCAGCAAAUACGGGAAAUGACAUCUCAAUUAGCAACCAACCCGUUCAAUGAUCUUGGCGCUAUCAGCAUCCGAAAUGGCAAGGCUAGAGUGCAAGAAGGGAUUAAACCGACGCAUGCGUGGAUGGUGCAGGGGGCUGCCGAUAUGAUGGAGAACUUUGUCGAGUUUCUCCCGGAUAUGGACCUGGUGUUCAAUUUGAACGAUGAACCGCGUGUUGCAGUCCCCUGGGAGAAGAUCUCAAUGUUGAAUCGCCGGGCUCAGAUGCAGCAGAUGGCCCCCGAAGAGCACGCAGUGAAUGCUUGGUCGAUGAAUAGACUAGAGGGUUGGGGUCCAAUCGAACCCGCCGAUCUGACCAACACCACCAUCUUCACUGAUGGUGCGUGGAGAGGUGUCUUCGAUCCAUAUGUGAGCGCUGUAUGUCCACCUUCAUCCAAGGCACGUUCGCAGAGAAUCUGGAACCGCCGUGAUAUUUGUUUAUCAUGCGCGGGUCCUCACUCCAUGGGCCAAUUCCCACUGGACUUCAAUAUCGCCUCCGAUAUCUGCCACCAACCCGACCUCGCGUUCAUCCACGGUCUCCUCAUCUCCCCAGCCUCAUUCAAGGUCUCGCAAGACCUAGUCCCAGUCUUCAGUCAAAGUGCCCUAUCCGGCUUCAACGACAUCCUCUUCCCUAGCCCAUGGAACUACAUCGACAAGGUCAAAUACCAACCAACAGACGAACACCCCGACCCAGAAUAUAGCCACAAGAAAACCUCCCUCUACUGGGUCGGCAGCACAUCAGAAGGUGUCAGCCGCUUCGGUGAAUGGAAAGGCAUGCCCCGGCAGCGCUUCGCCCACCUAAUAAACAACAACACGAACAACCAAGUCUCCGUCCUCCUCCCAACAAACGACGGCACAGGCACCUUCCGCUACGAAAUAAUGGACGGCGCCGCCCCAACCGAAACCCUCCACCUCCAAACAAACGUCCACCUAGCCGACCCGAUCGUCCGCUGCGGCGACUGCGAUGAACAAGCCGCCGAAAUGGGCACAGUAGGUUGGGCCGACUUCCAAGCCCACUGGUCCCACAAAUUCCUCUUCGACCUUGACGGCGCCGGUUUCAGUGGCCGCUUCCUCCCCUUCUUACACAGCCACAGCCUCCCCCUAAAGACAGGCCUCUUCAGACAAUGGUUCGACUCCCGCGUCACCUCCUGGCUACACUUUGUACCCGUCGACAUCCGUCUACACGGGCUAUGGAGUACGCUCGCUUAUUUCGCGGGUGUCCCUGCUCCGGCAGGCGAUCAGGGUCCUGGUCCUGGUGCCCCGCAGGUGCGCAUGAAGGCGCAUGAUAAGCAGGGCAAGGCAAUUGCCGAGGAGGGACGAGAAUGGGCGCGCAGGGCGCUCAGGAAGGAGGAUAUGGAGAUUUAUUUCUUUAGGCUUUUGUUGGAGUGGGGGCGUAUCACUGAUGACCAGCGUGAUGUCCUUGCUUAUAAGCCUUGA
Molecule: messenger RNA, 2997 nt
Organism: Penicillium arizonense
Lineage: Eukaryota; Fungi; Ascomycota; Eurotiomycetes; Eurotiales; Aspergillaceae
Product: putative capsular associated protein
Exons: 6
Coding region: 1-2997 (998 amino acids)
Source: RefSeq, a predicted model, not a curated record